Molecule: messenger RNA, 2669 nt
Organism: Stomoxys calcitrans (stable fly)
Lineage: Eukaryota; Metazoa; Arthropoda; Insecta; Diptera; Muscidae
Gene: IKKepsilon
Product: serine/threonine-protein kinase TBK1
Exons: 9
Coding region: 260-2428 (722 amino acids)
Biological process (GO): peptidyl-serine phosphorylation
Cellular component (GO): cytoplasm
Molecular function (GO): ATP binding; protein serine/threonine kinase activity
Source: RefSeq, a predicted model, not a curated record
UAUUCUAUUGAACUGUGAAAACAAUAAUUAGUCAGUGGUUAAAAAAAUAACAAUAUUCGAUAUAAAAACCAGCUUAAAUAAAAUAUAGUCUAUAAAAUAUAUAUAAUGCAUAUAUCAGUUUUUUGGUUUAAAAAUUUGUAGAGGAAAAUAAAACAAAACGUUGAGAUUCCUAUAAAGUGAAAGUGUAGACAUUUAGCCGCUUAACAACUUGAGGGAAAUCACCAAAACUACAAUCUCCGUAAAGAUUAGUAAAAGUAAAAUGUCCUUUUUAAGGGGUUCAUUAAAUUAUGUCUGGUGCACGACCAGUGUUCUUGGCAAAGGGGCGACUGGGUCUGUAUUUCAGGGUGUCAACAAAAUAACUGGAGAAUCGGUUGCCGUAAAGACAUUCAAUCCCUAUAGCCAUAUGCGUCCACCGGAUGUACAAAUGCGUGAAUUUGAGGCAUUGAAAAAGGUUAACCAUGAGAAUAUAGUAAAAUUACUAGCCAUAGAAGAAGAUCAAGAAGGCCGAGGCAAAGUAAUUGUCAUGGAAUUAUGUACUGGUGGUAGUUUGUUUAAUAUUCUGGAUGAUCCAGAGAAUUCAUAUGGUCUCUCUGAAAAGGAGUUUUUAUUGGUGUUGGAACAUUUGUGCGCAGGCAUGAAACAUUUAAGAGAUAAUAAGUUGGUGCAUCGAGACCUGAAGCCCGGCAAUAUAAUGAAAUUCAUAUCGGAAGAUGGUCAAACUAUAUACAAAUUGACCGAUUUUGGUGCUGCCCGAGAGUUGGAAGAUAAUCAACCAUUUGCAUCCCUUUAUGGUACAGAGGAAUAUUUACAUCCAGAUUUAUAUGAAAGAGCAGUUUUGCGUAAAUCCAUUAAUCGAUCGUUUACCGCCAACGUUGAUUUAUGGUCCAUUGGUGUUACUUUGUUCCAUGUGGCAACCGGUAAUUUACCAUUUCGUCCUUUUGGUGGGCGAAAAAACCGAGAAACAAUGCACCAAAUUACGACACAAAAAGCCUCUGGGGUUAUAUCCGGAACGCAAUUGUCCGAGAAUGGACCUAUUGAAUGGUCUACUACUUUGCCACAACACUGCCAUCUUAGUGAAGGCUUAAAAACUCUGGUUACCCCUUUGUUGGCUGGUCUCUUGGAAGAGAAUCGUGAAAAAACUUGGUCCUUUGAUCGUUUCUUUCAGGAGGUUACAAUUAUAUUGAGAAAACGUGUGGUACAUGUAUUUUUUACAAAUCGUACUUCAUCAAUUGAAGUAUUCCUAGAACCUGAAGAACAAAUAGAACAUUUUCGCGAAAGGAUUUUAGUACAAACUAAAGUGCCUUUGGAAAAACAAAUUCUAUUAAUCAAUAAUGAACAUUUGGAAAAACGUAUAACAAUGCAUACCACAGCAAAUGGAUUCCCAGAAACAACUACAGAGACACCCAUAUUUUUAUAUAGUAAUGAUGACAAUAAUGUUCAAUUGCCGCAACAAUUGGAGUUACCCAAAUUUCCAGUUUUUCCUAGCAACGUUUCGGUGGAAAAUGAUGCGAGUUUGGCAAAGGCCGCAUGCAGCGUGGGACAUGAAUGUAAACGGCGUGUGGAUACAUUUACAACCAUUGACAUAUUAAUCAAAAAAGCUGUUCAUCAAUUCAUCGAGACAUUGUUGACAACCAUAACAUUGCUUGUAAAGAAAACCAAACACUUUGACAAACUUCUUAUGACAGUUAUGGAUUAUGCAGAUUCUGUUCAAAGUAUAGCAAAAAUGACUAAAGGUGAUCAAGAGUUCAAAACAAUUUUACACAAUUUGGAGAACCUUAAAAGUGAUUUUGAUGGCGCUGCCGAUGUCAUAAUGCAACUGCAUACUAACUUUAUAUUGGAAGAUCAAUUGAAUGAUCAAUGGACAUCCCAAAUGCAUGGAAAAAAAUGUCCUUGCCGAACAAGAGCCAGUCCCCAAGCUAAAUAUUUAGUUGAGCGUUUGCGCGACUCUUGGCAACAUCUGCUGCGGGAUCGAGCUACUCGUACACUUACCUAUAAUGACGAACAGUUUCAUGCCUUGGAAAAAAUUAAGGUGGAUCGCAAUGGAAAACGUUUAAAGUCGUUGCUUUUGGAUGAUACAAAGCCAGCAGUUGCCCAAAUGGCCGAAUGCCUUGCAGAUUGGUAUAAAUUAGCCCAAACUGUUUACUUAAAAAGCGAAAUCUUGGAGAAAGAUGUUCGGGAGUGUGAGCGUAAUUUACAUGGAAUUAGGGAUGAUUUGUAUAGAUUGAAAACUGAAAUGCAAAAAGAUUUAGAUGCUAAGAUGGUGAACAACAGUAAUCAGUUGUCAAAAAUAGAACAGAAGAAUCGUUUACGGUUUAUGCAGCAACAACAACAGGAUGUUCUUGCUAUAAUGCAACAAAACAAUCAGUUGAUUUCUAUGCUGCAAGAAUUGGGUAUAGGCAUGUCACCCCAUCAAAAGCUAAAACCAUAAACCUUAUUUAUAAUAUUUUAUAUCUGCCGUCAUUCAUAAGUUAAACCGAGAAUUGCACGAUUUCGCUUUUUUUUUACAUUAUGAAGAUACCAAAAAUAAUUGGCUACGGUAUUUUAGAUUUAAGUGUAUGUUUUAAUGUGUACAUUGUUAAGAGAAACCACUGUUGAAAAGCCUGAUUUUUGCAAAUGAAGUUACAUUCUUUAUGUGAUAAAAUAUAUAUGUUUAAAUUUUAACAACGUUA